CGACGGAGAUAGAGCGACCGGACGCGCGCAGAACAUCCAUGGCGUUGCCCUGCUUGCAGACCACCCUCCGUGCGUCGUCGUCGUCGCGGUCGACGACUUCGGCGAUGCACGCCUGUCGACGACUCCUGCUGCCGGUCGGCGGCGUCGACCUCGACAACAAGCACGGGCCGCCGUCUCCGUGUCCGUUCUUCGCCUGGCGACGCUCGUACAAGACGACCAAGUACGGGGGCCGCUUCUUCGUGACCAUGCUGCCCGGUCACGGCAUCGGGCCCGAGAUGAUGAACCACGUCGAGACCGUCUUCUUCCACGGAAAGGUCCCGGUGGACUUCGAGAAAGUCGUGGUGGCCACGGACGCGGAGGACGCAUCCUCCAUGGACUACGCCAUCACGUCCAUCCGGCGCACGGGCGUCGCCAUCAAGGGCAACGUGGAAACGCGCUCGUACAGUCCGGCAGUCGAACCGCGCAACCUGUUGCUGCGCAACAAGCUCGGUCUCUACGUGAACGUGGUCCACUGCCGCAACCACCCGGGCAUCAAGACGCGCCACCCGAACGUCGACGUGGCCAUCAUUCGACAGAACACCGAGGGCGAGUACAGCUGCCUCGAGCACGAGGUCACCCCGGGUGUCGUGGAGAGCCUCAAGAUCAUCACGCUAGCCAAGAGCGAGCAGAUCGCGCGCUAUGGCUUCGAGUAUGCGCGCUCCCGGCGCCGCAAGAAGGUCACCGUGGUGCACAAGGCCAACAUCAUGAAGCUCUCGGACGGCCUCUUCCUGGAGACUUGCCGACGGGUGGCCCAGGACUACCCCGACAUUAAGAUGAACGACAUGAUCGUCGACAACUGCUCGAUGCAGCUCGUCUCCAACCCGUCCCAGUUCGACGUCGUCCUGGUGCCCAACCUGUACGGCAACAUCGUAGUCAACCUGACGUGUGGCCUGGUCGGCGGAGCGGGCGUCACGUCGGGGCGCAACUACGGCGACGACUACGCCGUCUUCGAGACGGCGACCCGCAACACGGGCACGCCUCUGGUCGGCAAGAACCUGGCCAAUCCGGUGGCCACGCUUUACGCGGCGGUGGACAUGCUCAAGCAUCUGGGACUCAUGAGUCACGCGUACGUCAUCCGCGACGCCAUCCUCAAGACGAUCAACGUGCACAAGGUGCACACGCGGGACAUCGGCGGCACGGCGUCCACCACGGACGUCGUGCAGGCCAUCAUCGACGAAGUGCGCAAGAACACCCGUUAGGUGCGUGGGGCUGUGGUGUUGGGAGGAUGAUGAUGCGCGUGCGAAAGGAUUAAAUGGUUACAUUCGUUUUA
Molecule: messenger RNA, 1309 nt
Organism: Rhipicephalus sanguineus (brown dog tick)
Lineage: Eukaryota; Metazoa; Arthropoda; Arachnida; Ixodida; Ixodidae
Product: isocitrate dehydrogenase [NAD] subunit gamma, mitochondrial
Exons: 3
Coding region: 39-1238 (399 amino acids)
Biological process (GO): tricarboxylic acid cycle; isocitrate metabolic process
Cellular component (GO): mitochondrion
Source: RefSeq, a predicted model, not a curated record